UCGGUAAGUCACCUACCUGUCUUAUCCUGCCGCCGACGUGAUCCAUUUCAGGGCUAACGUUCCUUGCAGAGCGCAGACAUCGUACGUCCAUGUUUUCUCGGUUCCCACCACAUGACGAGAGGAUCAGACUUCUGACAGUGUCGUCGUCGCAGAACCCCAUCGGUUCCAUCGACAAGGCGGACCUGAAGCGCUUUAUCGCAUGGGCUGAAACCAACUUCGACCUGCCUUGCCUCCACGAGUUCCUGACGGCGGUUCCCACAGCCGAGCUUGAACCAAUCACACAGGACUACGUCCAGAGCGAUGAAGCGGACAUGGGCAUGACGUACCAGGAACUGACCAUCUUCGGCCGGCUCCGCAAGCUCAACAAGCUCGGCCCGUUCGGCAUGUUCCAGCGGCUGGUGCACGACUGGAGCGCCGACCGCGAGCGCAAGCCGGACGACGAUGCGCCGUACUACACGCCCGCGCAGGUGGCCGAGAAGGUCAAGAAGUUCUUCCACUUCUAUGCCAUCAACCGCCAUAAGAUGACCACGCUGACGCCCGCGCUCCACUGCAACGACUACUCACCCGACGACAACCGCUUCGAUCUGCGGCCGUUCCUGUACCCGCCCUUCUGGAAGAGCUGGAGCUUCAAACGCAUCGACAUGGAGCUCGAGAAGAUUGAGAAGAAGCGGGCGAGCACGAAGCACUGAUUUCAUGCCUGGAAAAGAGAAAGGGGGCGGGUAUCUAUUGUAACACAGUAGGCAAUAUGCUGCUGGUUCGUUAAC
Messenger RNA from Thermothielavioides terrestris NRRL 8126, 764 nucleotides. RefSeq lists its product as uncharacterized. Lineage: Eukaryota; Fungi; Ascomycota; Sordariomycetes; Sordariales; Chaetomiaceae. The coding region runs from base 90 to 689 and encodes 199 amino acids. Gene Ontology annotation, molecular function: glutaminase activity; NAD+ synthase (glutamine-hydrolyzing) activity. Gene Ontology annotation, biological process: NAD+ biosynthetic process. Gene Ontology annotation, cellular component: cytoplasm. The record is from RefSeq and is a predicted model, not a curated record. The transcript has 5 exons.